This is a messenger RNA of Humulus lupulus (European hop), 903 nucleotides long. RefSeq lists its product as uncharacterized. The record is from RefSeq and is a predicted model, not a curated record. The transcript has 3 exons. NCBI's taxonomy places the organism in Eukaryota, Viridiplantae, Streptophyta, Magnoliopsida, Rosales, Cannabaceae. Bases 77 to 430 code for a protein of 117 amino acids.
UCAGCACAACAAAGAAGAAGAAGUUUUGUGCGGCUGGGUUCCCAUCUAACCGGCGGUGCAGUUGUUCUUGGUGGUUAUGGUGCUCGGCAACGGCUAUGCUGCUGGUCGGCCACGCUUUUUGACGCCUGGACAAUCUCGGCCAAGGUUCUCGGCGGCGCUGCAGGUGGUUCUUGGCGCUGCAGGGGUGCUCGGAGCUGCAAGAGGUUCGACGCUGCAGGUGUUUUCGGCCACGACGGCGGUGGCAGCAGAGGUCUCGGUGGAAUUUGAGAACCCACUAAAAUCCAGCAUGGAGGGCUCAAAACGGCGACAACUCAGGACAAAUGGUGGGUCUCGGAGUGGUUGCGGCUUUGGACGAACGGUGGGGGUCAGCCCUCCGAAAGCUUCACACGGGCUCACUACUCAUAGAGUUAUUGCAUGGGAAGAAAAAUAAAGCACUAGGUCCCUGAAGAUUGGGUCUAUGAAUCUGGGAAGAGAGAUGAAGUUGUCACAAUAGCAAUGAGCAAGGGGCAAUUGUCAAUUUCACAGCUUCAUUCCAAGAAGAAAAAGCCAGUAGAAACUGGUAAAGUUAAGUUCAUUCCUCAUGAAGAAAUCCUUAAGCUAUCUUCAGAGACCUUCUAAUAAUAAUAAAAAAUUGUGAUGCUGUGAAAUCAUUCCUUGCUUGAAAAGAAAGCAUUUUUUUUUGGUGUAGCACUCCUUGCUUUAAGGAAUGCUCAAUGCUUCUUUGUGACUGGCACUUGUGGUUGUAGUUUUGAUAGUUUUUCAUGAGGGCCUCUUUGCUAUCUUUGUUGUUCUCUGUUUGUAGUUUUAUGUCUUAUAUGUACUAUCUUAGUCUGAGGCUGUCUAGACUGUAAUACAGUACAGGUGAUUUCUUAUCAUCUUUUUUUAAUACAAUCUUGUUUGGUU